AUGCCAUCUGUAGGAGAUCAAACGGGAGGUUUGUUUACCAGCAAUGGAAACAUCUUUGAACUGACCCCUGGGGAGCGUGUGGUAAUGCGUAAAAAGCCGCGCUCUGGAUUCGAUGCAAUCCUGGCAAUUUUAGAUGAGAUUGGUUACUAUGGAGUACGACUACGGAGUCGGGAAGAGCUAAAUCCUUUUGAGACUUUGAUAGGAGGUCUUUCCUGGUGUAUUGGCUAUAUAAAGCCCGAAUUCAAUCGUGAUAUUGCCUAUUCGGAGGGGAUGAGUCUAGGGAAAAAGAUUGCCAUUUCCGAGAACAUUAUCAAAUGUCUCAUUCAAAUGAAGUAUCCAAAUCGCCUGAGUCCCCAGCAAAUCCAGGGAAUGGACUACAAGGCGAUGGAAACACUGCUGACCUGGUUAAAAGAGAAAAUCAUCGAAAUCCGCAAUUCUCUUCCUUCCUAUGAGUCGCUGGCCGCUCAGCGACUCUUCGAAGAUGAAUUCUGUUUUGAUGCUUCCGAUGCUCCCCCAGACGCUGUUUCUUCGCUCUGGUUCUCUUCUCCUUCUUCAACAUCAGCGACCGAUCUCCAGUCCACCGCCAUGCUUUCAUGCCAAACCACCUCAACGAUCAGUCGUCCUCUCCGUCUGUCCUAA
This is a messenger RNA of Blastocystis hominis, 639 nucleotides long. RefSeq lists its product as hypothetical. The record is from RefSeq and is a predicted model, not a curated record. Lineage: Eukaryota; Bigyra; Opalinata; Blastocystidae. Gene Ontology annotation, biological process: Golgi to plasma membrane transport. The transcript is spliced from 3 exons. The coding region runs from base 1 to 639 and encodes 212 amino acids.